AUGAGGCGAACGCUCAUCGCUGGGCUAAUAGCGGCUGUCACUGCCCCCCUAGUUUGCGCUAUCAAUUCCCAAACAUAUACCUGGAAGAAUGUCAAGAUUGGCGGCGGUGGUGGCUUCAUCCCUGGUAUCAUUUUCAAUGAAAAGGAAAAGGGGCUCGCAUACGCAAGAACAGACAUCGGGGGCGCCUACAAACUUAACAACGACGAUUCUUGGACACCCUUACUCGACUUCGUCGGAGACGCUAACUGGAAUUCAUGGGGAGUCGACGCUCUGGCAACGGAUCCAGUCGAGCCUAAUCGCUUGUACAUGGCAACUGGAAUGUACACCAAUUCAUGGGAUCCUAAUAAUGGCCAGAUAUUAAUAUCCGAUGACUAUGGCGCCACGUUUACUUCCUCUCCUCUACCCUUCAAAGUCGGAGGAAACAUGGCUGGGCGUGGAAUGGGCGAGCGUUUGGCCAUCGACCCUCACAGCAACAACAUCCUAUACUUUGGCGCGCGCAAUGGAAACGGCCUUUACAAGUCGACAAACUUUGGUGCAAGCUGGACUAAAAUCGCCAACUUCCCCAGUUCUGGCACAUUCAUCCCAGAUCCUGAUGACCCUUUCGAUUAUAACAACCAAAUCGUCGGGUUGGCUUGGAUCACUUUCGACUCUACAUCGGGUGCCGCUGGUGCCGCGACACCUCGUGUGUUCGUAGGGGUGGCCAACAAAGAUGAAAGCAACAUAUUCAUCUCUGAGGAUGCGGGAGCUACUUGGUCUGCUGUCGCGGGUCAAAACACGACAUUCCUCCCUCAUAAAGGUGUUCUAUCUCCAUCUGAGAAUACACUGUAUAUAUCUUAUAGCGACGGAGCUGGACCUUACGAUGGAACCAAUGGCGCGGUUAAAAAGUAUCACAUCCCCACAUCUACUUGGACGGAUAUCACCCCUGUCUCUGGAAGUGAUCUAUAUUUUGGCUUUGGCGGGCUCGCGGUCGAUAAGCUGGCACCGGGAACAGUCAUGGUAGCUGCUCUCAACAGUUGGUGGCCAGAUGGUCAAAUAUUCCGGUCCAAUGACAGUGGCGCUACUUGGAGUCCCUUGUGGGGAUGGAAUGGAUAUCCUAAUCUCGAGAAAUACUACACCUUCGAUAAUUCACUGGCACCAUGGACGGGCUCUGACUUCGUCGACACCACCCCAGGCACUCUGCAGAUUGGAUGGAUGAUGGAAGCUUUGGCGAUUGAUCCGUUCGACUCCAACCAUUGGCUCUACGGUACUGGUGCAACAAUAUACGGUAGCCAUGACCUUAAGAAAUGGGAUACAGCACACAACGUCACCCUUAGGAUGCUCGCUGACGGCAUCGAAGAAACCUCCGUUCGCGGGUUGAUAUCUCCGCCUACUGGCCCAAAUCUCUUGUCUGGGGUAGCCGAUAUCACAGGCUUCGUACACGACAACCUCGACACGCCUCGUCUCAAGUCUUAUGAUAACCCUAAGUGGAUGACCAGUCAAGACAUUGACUACGCCGGUAAUCUCCCUACCAACAUAGUUCGCAUUGGCGCGGGUGAUGAAGAGAUUAAACAAGUUGCAUUCUCUUCGGACUCCGGCUCUUCAUGGGCAAUACAUUAUGGGGCCCCAGAUGGUGUUCAUGGCGGCAAAGUAGCCUUCUCUGCCGACGCCGAUACUAUUCUUUGGCGUACAGACGGGAGUGGUGUUCUAGUUUCACGCAAUCAAGCUACUUUCACCGCAAACAAUUCCAUCUUCUACGGGGCCUCUGGUAAUGUAUUCUAUAUAUCGACCAACAACGGAGCGACGUUCGCCGCGAGUGGGUCGCUCGGCUCAUCGACCAGCGUGAGCGACGUCUUGGUCAACCCUGGCCUCACUGGAGAUGUUUGGGCUUCUACAGAUAAAGGCCUCUUCCACUCAACGAAUUCGGGUGCAACUUUCACCAGUAUCUCUGGCGUAACACAGGCAUGGAGCAUUGGUUUUGGAGCUCCUGUCACUACAGGGGGUUAUCCCGCAAUCUUCGCGGCCGCAAACAUCGAUGGAGUUGGGUAUUUCAGAAGCGAUGACGCGGGAGUCAAUUGGGUAAAGAUUAAUGAUGCUGCCCAUGGAUUUGGGGCCAUUAGUGGAAACGUCCUAACAGGUGACCCCAGGAUUCAUGGCAGGGUUUACCUUGGGACGAACGGACGCGGAAUAUUCUACGGCGAUACCGCCGGGGCCCAACCGCCUGACACUGCGACGGCCGCCCCGACGUCGUCUGUAGCUGUCGUGACUUCCUCGAUAAUCCUAACAACUUCCGUUGCGGAUCCUACGAGUGCUCCAGCUACCUCUCAGGUCCCGGUAACCUCCAGUACCAGCGCACCGCUCGCAGGCGCUACCGCAGCUGUCUUCGGUCAAUGUGGUGGUGAAGGUUGGACAGGAGCCACAAUUUGUGCAACAGGUUCCACAUGCACAACCUCAAGCCAAUGGUAUUCCCAAUGCUUGCCGAAUUAA
This is a messenger RNA of Pleurotus ostreatus (oyster mushroom), 2463 nucleotides long. RefSeq lists its product as uncharacterized. Bases 1 to 2463 code for a protein of 820 amino acids. The record is from RefSeq and is a predicted model, not a curated record. NCBI's taxonomy places the organism in Eukaryota, Fungi, Basidiomycota, Agaricomycetes, Agaricales, Pleurotaceae. Gene Ontology annotation, molecular function: protein binding; cellulose binding. Gene Ontology annotation, cellular component: extracellular region. The transcript has 17 exons. Gene Ontology annotation, biological process: xyloglucan metabolic process.